AUGUGGAACCCCGGCGAAGACGGUGUGAUUCGCCGCUCCGACGGAGUUCCAGAUACGCCACCCGGUCUCUCACGAUUCAAGGAGAUCGUUCUCCACCAGGGACGGAUUGAGAGGUUCUUCCUCGAUCACAUCAAAAAGCACUCCAAGGAUACGCUACGCGUCGAACGCGCGGUGUUACCAGAGUCACUGCAUAUCGCCGAGGAUCGAGUUGAUGACCACUCGCCCGACAACUACCCUGUUACAGUCCAGCUCCGAUAUCUCACGGAGGACGAGGCCAAACCAGCGCAAAGCACAGGAUCUGGAGUUAACGAUGGUCUUUUCAGGAGCAAUCUGGCAGAAGACGACACUGAAGACCUUAUCGCCAACAGCCAGCAGAAGCAAGGCAGCACUGAGACUGUCAAGGCGAAGUACGUCGUAGGCUGCGAUGGCGCUCACAGCUGGACGCGAAAGCAACUAGGAUUUGAGCUUGAAGGCGAGCCCACCGAUCACAUCUGGGGCGUCUUGGACAUCAUCCCCAUCACAGACUUUCCGGAUGUUCGCAAACGCUGCGCUAUCCACAGCGCGUCCUCCGGAUCAAUGAUGAUCAUUCCGCGUGAGAACAAAAUCGCCCGCCUCUACAUCCAGCUCACAGAGAUCAAGCCCGACGCCAGUGGUCGAGCGGACAGGUCAAAGAUCACCCCGGAGACCAUUAUCACAGCAGCACAAAAGAUCAUGGCACCGUACAAACUGACAUACGAAUACUGCGACUGGUGGACGGCAUACCAAAUUGGCCAGCGAGUCGGCAAGAACUUCGACCACAAGAGCCGUGUCUUCCUUGCUGGUGAUGCAGUGCACACGCACUCUCCGAAGGCCGGUCAGGGUAUGAAUGUCUCGAUGCAGGAUGGGUACAACCUAGGCUGGAAGCUGGGAUUGGUUGUGAAAGGCAUCGCUCAUCCCUCCAUUCUGAAGACCUACCAGUCCGAGCGCAGGCGUAUCGCACAGGACCUCAUCGCAUUCGACCACAAGUUCUCCCGGCUAUUUUCCGGUCGACCAGCCAAGGACGUCAUGGACGAAGAAGGCGUCAGUAUGGACGAGUUCAAGAACGCUUUCCUGAAAGGCCAGCUCUUCGCAACCGGCCUCUCAGUCGACUACGGCACGAGCAUGCUAAUCGGCAAACCGGGCUCCGCCGCCGACCAAGGCGACGGCACAGACGUCUCCUCCUCGUCCCCCGUCAUCGGCAAGCAAGAGCUUUCCUCGGAAAUCAAACUCGGCAUGCGCUUCCCCAGCCACCAAGUCAUCAACCAAGCCGACGGCCGCGCGUGGGAGUUCCAGCAGAAGCUCAAAAGCGACGGACGGUUCCGCAUCAUCGUCUUCGCUGGCAACGUUGCAAACGCUCAGCAGAGCGCCCGUUUGAAGACCUUCUGCCAGGCCCUCGAGUCGUCAUCGGUACUAGCACCGCAUCUUGGUAAGAAUAUCGAGGUGCUUACGCUGCACUCGUCCAAGUGGAAAGAGGUGGAGCUGUUACGCGACAUCCCGGAUAUCCUACAUCCGUUCGAUGCGAAAACGGGUUGGGAUUACGACUCCGUGUAUGCGGAUGAUGCGAAUCCGUUUGAGGGCUUUGGCGAUGCGUAUAAGGGGUAUGGUGUUGAUAGGGAGAGAGGGUGUGUGGUUGUCGCGAGGCCGGAUCAGUAUGUUGGGUUUAUUGAUGAGGUUGAUGGGGAGGGGUGUAAGGGCGUUGAGGGGUAUUUCAAGGGCAUCUUUGCGUUGUAG
Molecule: messenger RNA, 1749 nt
Organism: Alternaria metachromatica
Lineage: Eukaryota; Fungi; Ascomycota; Dothideomycetes; Pleosporales; Pleosporaceae
Exons: 3
Coding region: 1-1749 (582 amino acids)
Molecular function (GO): FAD binding
Source: RefSeq, a predicted model, not a curated record